UUAGCAAAGAAAAAAAUGUUGUACUUCUGAUUCUCCAGUUUCAGAGUCAAACAAACACGAUGCAUAAACAGCAAAAGAAUCAGUGGAGUAAAUCUAAUCCAAGAACUUCUACAAUUUUUCAUCAUUACUAUGUUUAUAAAGUACGGAGUAUUAACAUACUGCUUAAAUAUAAUAGAGUCUACCAAAUAGAUCCUUUUCCAAAAGAGAUUAUGGAAGAAGCAGUAUAUGUCAAGAGUAACAUGGUUGAAUUAAUGCAUCUCCGGAUCUACAACUUGGAACUGAUUCAUGCAUUAACCUUUGGAGUCCACCCAACAAUCAUAUAAUCAUCUUUUGGAGGCAUAAUUUCUGGAAGACUCUAGCAAAGACCGACUUCAAAAAUUAUGCACAUGAGCCACUUGAAGGUGGUCUAACUUCAGUGCCAAACUCAAAUUAGCAUAGCUGAUACUCUCAUCGUUGAAAAAUAGUCCAUUUUUGUUAAGAUGUUCAUCAAAUGCCUCUAGCUCUUCCGCCAGAGACUGUUCCGUACCAGCCGCCACAGCUAGGUGUGCACUAACGAUCUCGAUUUUGUCAAACCAUAUAUCGUGAAAUUCGCCCUAUUCACUACUUGCAAUAGCCGACAUCUCAACUGCUUUCUCCGUUUUGUUGGAAUCGGUCAAUUUGCACACAUAGUAAAGAGAAGAAUGGGUGAGAAAAGAGAAAGAGGCAUAUAUACCUGGGGACAUCCGCGAUGGAGAAGGAACGAUGACGACAGUUCGCGGACAAGAAGAUUAGAAGAAAGAAGAAGCAGAAGCAGAAGACCAGAGGAGAUCUAGCGGCGGAGGAGGUGGUGUAGCGGCGGAGGCUGUUGGCGCUGUCGAGGUGUCGUGGCGGUGGAACUGAACCCGUCGACUUCGAGCGGAGAGCUGGUCUUUUUAGUUAACUAAGGGUGUUUUAGUCUCAUCACUACUUUUCCGUCACUUUUU
Molecule: messenger RNA, 962 nt
Organism: Cuscuta europaea
Lineage: Eukaryota; Viridiplantae; Streptophyta; Magnoliopsida; Solanales; Convolvulaceae
Source: the annotation of a GenBank genome assembly